AGUAGGCGAUCCGCGAAGGUUCUUUUGCCGUUUGUAUGCGCCCCCCUCCGAUAUCUGGGUGGGAUAUUAACUUCACGCGUUCGAAGUCAUAAAAAUUCAUUCAUCUUUCCGCGAAAGAUAAUCCGCGGCGCGUUGUCACGCGGUCGAUAAAGCGUCGUUCCGUUGGGCCGGUCUGCGGCGAUUAUUGCGAAAGGAUCCGACGUCUUUGUCAUUUUGACUGAAACGCUCGUUUCGCGAGAACGUCAGGGGAGAAAAAAGGAAAAAGGAGGAAAAAACUUUGUUACAUAGCGACCAGCAUAUGUCUGAAUAUAAAAUUGUGCACUGAAGUUUUUUUAAGCCGAAAUCUUCGUUACCCUUUCAUUAUUUCAUUUAAAAAUUAUUAUACUACUAUUAUUAUUAUCGUGAUUAUCGUGGUUCUACCGGGUCUGAGGCUUCGAGUGUUUACAAUGGUCCAAGGAAUCCUCGAGAUCGCGAGACCAACUCGAAGAAAACGUGAUUAUUAUCCAGUCAAAAUGGUAGAUUAGAGAUAGGCUCUUUAUUAGCUUUACUUUUAUUUAUUUUUUCUUUCGGCUUUUUGCAUUUUUCCCGUGUUACAAUAAGAAUAAAAUAAAAAAUAAAAAGCAACAGAGAUCGCAUCGACGCGGCUAAUGAAUUAAAUUUCACACGCUCUCACUCGAUUGUGUUGUGGAAACGGUUUUCAUACUCUCAGCCAAAUCGUUCACGUUUUAUUCUUCGCCGUGCGUAUUCGCUCGAGAAAACCCCUCGGAUUAUUGUCCUUAAAUUGUACAGACGCGCUCGUUCAUGGAUCAUUCCUGACAGAUCAAGGUUCAACCUGAAAUGGGUAGUUCUUGGUGGCAGUGUACCGCAUGCCUGAGAGCUCAGGAAGAAGACAUUUGUGAAUUACAGUUGAAUCACUGUAAUCUCUAUGACGUACCGCCGGACGUGUUCAUCUAUGAGAGAACAUUGGAGAAGCUUUAUCUUGACGCUAAUAGGAUAAAAGAUUUGCCGAGGCCGUUGUUUCAAUGCCAUGAGUUGCGUGUUCUAUCGCUCAGUGACAAUGAAAUUACUAAUCUACCACCCGCCAUAGCUUCGCUGAUUAAUUUGGAACAUCUGGACCUCAGUAAAAACAGUAUAAAGGAAUUGCCGGACAGUAUAAAAGAGUGCAAAAAUUUACGUUCAAUCGACAUUAGUGUUAAUCCAUUCGAACGCUUUCCCGAUGCUAUCACAUAUAUCGUUGGUCUUCGAGAGUUGUACAUAAACGACGCUUACAUAGAAUAUUUGCCAGCUAAUUUUGGGCGUUUAUCAGCCCUCAGAACUCUAGAAUUGCGCGAAAACAAUAUGAUGACUUUACCUAAGAGUAUGAGCCGGUUGGUUAAUCUGCAGAGGCUGGAUAUCGGAAAUAACGACUUCACGGAAUUGCCGGAAGUCGUGGGUGAUUUGACAAAUUUGACGGAGCUGUGGAUCGACGGUAACGACAUAAGACGGAUACCAGUUAAUAUCGAGCAGUUGUAUCGUUUGAAUCACUUCGAUUGUACAAUGAACGCCGUACAUUUGGUACCUGCUGAGAUUCAAGGCUGGCGCGACAUAUCAAUAAUGAAUUUCUCGUCAAACGAGAUAUAUCAGCUUCCGGAUUCUCUGUGCUAUUUGCGCACAAUAGUUACCCUUAAAAUUGAUGACAAUCAAUUGAACUCACUGCCAGUUGAUAUUGGACAAAUGUCAAACUUGGAGGAGCUUAUAGUUACUAAGAAUUUUCUCGAGUACCUGCCAUCGUCAAUAGGACUUUUGCGCAAGCUUCAUUGCUUGAACGCUGACAAUAAUUAUUUACGUAGCCUUCCACCCGAAAUCGGUAGCUGCACCGCUCUCUCACUGCUCUCAUUGAGGUCCAACAAUCUAUCGAGUGUACCACCCGAGUUAGGACAUUUGUCCUCACUCAGAGUUCUCAAUCUCGUCAAUAACUGCAUACAAUUUUUGCCCGUUUCUAUGCUCAAUCUUACCAAUUUGAAAGCUCUAUGGCUCAGCGACAAUCAGAGCCAGCCUCUUGUACCAUUACAACAAGAAUUUAAUACGGAGGAGGAUAUGAUGGUUCUCAGUUGUUUUAUGUUGCCGCAAAAACAGCGACAGGAACUCGAACAAGUGGAGCAAGCCGUGGGUCCCAUUUCCGGUUCGAUCGUUGGCACCGGAAGGAGAAUAUGUUUUGCCGCCGAAGUUGAAACCGAAGUACCCAGACAAUUACAUCGUGCACCAACCCCGUAUCCUAAAGAGCUCCGAAAUCUUGCCAGACACGCCCGCAACCUUCAACAUCAGACUGCGCACGAUCAGAGGGUCCAAGCGGAACGUGAGACUUUGAUUAAAGAAGCCGUUGUCGCUAAAGCUACCUCCGUUCUUGGUGUUGCUUCCAUUACUGGGACCUGCCCCGCACAAACUAAAAGCAAUAAGAAUUCUUCCUACAUAUCUUCCACAACUGGUGAAAAGCAGUCGGAGAAAAUUAACAGCGCGAACGGUUCGGUGAGUCGGGAUAAAAGGUUCGAUAAAAAUGAGGACACGAACGAGGAAGGAAAAUGCACCGUAAUCGCGAAGGAAAUGAGCCCGGAGAUACGAGAAGCGAAAUGCGUACGUAAUCCAACGUCGGAUUGUCUCGCAAGAACGCCGACUAUUGCGGAUUACGUCAACUCGACGUGGAAACCAGAAGAAUAUUCAAAAACAAAUACCGCGAAAAUCGUUGAAUCGGAAAAACUUGCUGAACCGUACAAAAACACAUCGUUUAAUACGAGAAUCUCGGAUCGGUCGAGUUUGCCUACGGGAAAAACGAACGAAGUUCCUCCUGCUCCUCCGCCUUAUCACAUAGCUGCUGCCUUUUCUAAAAAAGCUGCCCUUUUUCAACAAUUUAAUCAUGCUCUACGAUCAAACAACUCAUCUUCACCGUUACCAACAGUAUGUACGAAUCAUGAAGUGGCUUCUCCCCAGCAUCUGCAAAAUUCCUCGAAAACGCCCGAAAAACUAGAAAAAUCUUUGCAUCCCGGAUCGAUAAACGAGCGCGAAAACGAGUCACAAAAUUCAUUGGCGAAUGGUGACGUUCCAGGACGUGGAGACACGCACGAAGCGAAAGAUCGUGCACGUGGGAACGCGGCGUUAGAAACAUCGCCGAAUAUUACGGAGAAUCAUUUGGAGGGUGAUCGGCUGGGAUUAAAACCGAGCAGAAUCCCUAUUUUUCGUACGAAAAAUCCUGAGGGUUCGAAUUUGGAAAUUGAUUCACCAGAAAAGUAUGCCUCGGGGGAAGAUUUCGAGAGGUUGAGGCUGGAUCCUUCGGAAAUACCGACUUCGCCAGUGACAGGCAAAAAAUAUCGUAGUCCGCUGUCUCUGCAAACACGUUUAUCCGAUCGCUCGUUGAAACGUCAAACGAACAAUGGAAAUUUCUCUCUCGAAGAAACAAACUGUCGUGGAAGUCCGAAUGGAUCUUUCGAGUCCUGCAACAACGGUUCCGGGUUAAAAACUCCCGGCAAAGAUACGCGCAGAGAUGACAAUAUAGAAAGUACAAAUUCCCACUCGUUCUCAUCAACGUUUGCCAAUAAUUGCUUCGUUGAUGAACUCAAUUCCAACAACUUGGAAAGAAACAACGCCUCAGUCAUGAACUCGUCGUAUGAAACUUCCAAUGAUCUUGACUCGAUCGACACCAACAAAUACGAUCACGACGACAAUGACAAUCCGGAUAGAAGACCGAGGCAUCGAUGGAUGUUUGGUCCGCACAAAAACGUUAACGUGUUAUCUGUUCAAGUGAGAAAAAAUCCGGGGCUCGGAUUCAGCAUUGCGGGAGGAAUAGCAGGCGCCGAAACGGGCAUAAUUGUGACGAAGGUGAAUCCUGAUGGACCCGCCCAGGGGACUUUACGUCCAGGUGACAAAAUACUGGAAGUCGAUGGAAUAGAUUUCACAAAGUCGGAUCACAAUACCGCCGUAGCAGUGUUGCGAUCAACAGGAGCAAUAGUGUCGAUGCUAAUCAGCAGACAUCAAUGAACAAAUUUCUUCAUGAAUCUUAUGGGAAAACGAAUUUUUCAUCAUUUCAAAGAGUCUAAAUUUACGUUUGAGAAAGUUCGUAAUUCCAGUGGAAACCUAUACAAAAACAAAAUCAUGCACGCCAAGAAGCACAAAUGCACUUUUUUCUGUCUAGACUGAGUAGAAUAAAGAAAUUCGCUUGACCCCUUCGCAGUGUGGUGAAAAUGAGAUUUUCGUGCCAUUUUCGGGUUGAACAAAAAUUCUCAUAAAUUAAACCACGAUGUACAAUCGAAUCGAUGCAGUAGAAAUAUGUUGUUUUUCAAAUGCCCUUAUGCGUGUCGUGACACAAAAAUGGCACAACUUUUUUUUGCCCCUAUGCGUGUCACUCACAGUGAAGGGGUUGAUCGUUUAAUUUGAUCCGACGGGAUCAAACUAGAAGAACAGGAGCGUUAAACGUACUUUCGAAAACGUUUCGAAGAGAGAUUCAAUUUAUUUUUCAUCAAAAUGAACAUCCCGCGAAGCCAAAGAUUGGCAGAAAAAUGAGAGCGGAAAUAAUGUUGUUUUUACAUUUUGUAUACGAGCUUCAAAUUCGUUGAGUAAUAUCUAUUUCGAAGAGUUCAAUUAUAAUAAUGAUUGGAGGAGGAAAAAAUGGUUGUUAGAAAAUUUCUUUUGAAUCAUGAGGACUGUGUUUUUCGUUGUUCAAUCGAGUCGCGAUGUAAUGUUUACGCACAUUUUUCCCUCUUCCUGAGCACAAACGCGUAUUCAACAGUAAAAGGGAAAAGAGAUCGAACGAAGAGUGAGUUUCGUGAAAAACAAACGUGAAUUUGACUCGACACUCGUUCGUUCUGUUUUACCGUACUGACAAUGUGCCACAAACAAAACAAACAAAUAUUUAUUAACGAUAUACACGCAUAUUACAAACAUAAAAAUAUAUGCACAUAUAUACAUAUAUAUCAAUAAAUAUGUAUAUAUGUUUAUGUAUUAUACAUAUAUAUUAUACACAACAAAAAUUUAUAUGAUAUAGUUAUUCGGAUUAAGACGUAGAAAAGAAAGGAAAGAUAUUCUUCUAUGUGCCGUACUUUUAUCGGAUAUAAUGUUAUAUAUAUACACGUAUCGCACUGUUAUCAACGGUAUAGGAUACUCUAUGACUGGUUACAAUAAUUUAGAAAUUCACAGCCCGAUGUUGUCUGCUUGGUCGUUUUUCUUUGCUUAAAAAAGAUCGUUUUCGUGGAUAGAUAAUCUCUUUUUUUUCAUGCUCAUCGUUUCAUGUUUCCGACUGAUUGAGGUCAUUAGGUCGUGUAUUUUUGUUCGAUAUCUCCUGAUUUUUGUUCCAUUGGCAAAUGAUGAGAAGCGAAAUAAAGUUGAGGCGAGAAUAAUUUCGAAAGAGGCAUAUUUACGGGCUGAAUUUGUUAGAUCGUUCAUAACUUUCGAUUCUUCUAUUUUUUCAUGAAUUUUUUAAUUUGUUAUAACUUGUGAAACCGCCAUUUGAAAAAAGCUUUCUUUCCCUGUGCAUUUGUUGUAGUUUUGCGACGUGUUUUUUCUCUAGUUCACAAAGCUCGUGGCUUUUUAUGAGCGUUGUUAGAAUUAUUGUCUCGGAGGAUUAUAGACGCGUUAGGACCACUUUGCAUGAGUGUUAUUAGUGAACAGAAAUACUGCCAUUCGAAAGAAAAAUAUUGUAUCGUUCUUGUUCGUAUUAUCGUACUUGCAUUUAUUUCUAUUCGACGUUUCGUGGCAACUCCUCUGUUCUUCUUCUCAGCAACCGACUGACGUUGGAAGAGUCGUGUAGAACAUGUCGAGCACUCAUUUAUCGUAAGUGCGAUUGCAUCGAUAUUUACUCGAAAUUGAAGAAAAUGUAAAUUCCAAACCUCUUUCGACAAAUGUACCCUCCGACCGUAGAUUUCUUUAUUACGGCAGUACCUUCGAUAUUUAAUAACACGUAAGACGUCCUGUGACGCGACACUAUGAGACUAAACCAGAGAUGGUUGCGUUGUAUCACUUUUUUCUCACUUACGAUCUUUCGUGAACGAAACACGAACAGAUUCAAUAUCGUAUUUUUCUAUGUUUCAUAUUUCUACUGGUCUUCAAAAAAAGUGCAAAAUUUUUCUCACAAAUUUCGGUAUUCAUAUAUCUAUAAGAUUGUUAUUCAAAAAUUAUAUACGCGGAUGAAAAUGAAGAAAUAAUUUCUCGUACCCAUCUUUGGACUAAAAAUUAAAUGGAGUUUUUACGCUUCUCUUUGCGAUAUAUAAAAAAAAAAAUUCUCAACACGAAUAAAGCACACACAAAUGCAGUUGAACUGCGACUAUGUUUAACUCGAAAAUUGAGAUUUGCUGCGAUUCGACAGGCUCAAUUCGGUAAAUCAUGGAUUUCCUAUUUUUUAAAAAUUUUCAUACGCUUUUUUUUCGUGAAUUUGUGAAUUUGAAGGAACAGAACUUGGUACAACAAGUUGACUGAAUUAUUUUUCGCGUUGUUUUCUAAUCUAAUGCUUCAGGGUUUGGACCUGUGAAAUGGGAGCUUGUCGGAACAGCGAAUCUCUAGUUUUUCCAUCGAUAAUCAACCAUCGACUCUAUUUUUUUGUCGUCUUCUUCCAUGGAUUCACUAGCACGUAAGAUCCUUCUGCGAGCGAAGACUUCGAGUGAUAAAUACAUAAAACAUUGAAACAAGUGGACACACAAAAAUUAUUAUCGUUAUAGCAUUACAAUAGAGAGGGAAGAAGCGAAAAAGAGCAAUUUCUUCGUGUCACGAAAUGAAUCAUUUCGAAGUUCAUCGCCUCUGGAUUUAAGAUUUUGCGAGAGCGAAGUAAGAUUCGGGAAUCGUUGCAACAGCUGAAUUUCAUGACAUUAUCUCGGUAAUUUUGAAGGAUUAAAGUAACCAAUCGAUUUCCUGAAUAUCUAAGAAAAAUGCGGCGAGAAAAAUCAUGAGCACUCGAGCAAUAAUAAUCAGUUCAUCGGUUGCUAUUUUUCACUAAAACGUAUUUAAGAAAUCACACGGACACGCUCGUAUAUAUACGUCAAGUUCAAUUUAGCGCCCUAGUCAUAUUGGAAGAUUUUUUGCCAAGUCCGACUGUAAUGUGUGAACGUAUACAUAUAUAUGAAUAUAUAUAUUUAUUAUGCAUAUUCUCAUACCAGAUUCUGCUCUACGAAAAAAAUGUCAUUUUUUAACUGCGAAAAGAAACUCGUAUGAAAAUUCUAGCAAGGGAAUUAUUGAAAAUUUGUCUAACCCGAUGAUCAAACGAUGAAAUUCAAUUGAGAAUGGGGUCGUUUUCAAAAGCAUCGGGUUUGUUUUCGAAAAAUACAUCUCCGAGGGUUUCUUUCCAUGAGAAUUUUUUAACGGGAUUUUCUUUUGGCAAAUCGGAGUUAAAAGUCGAGAGCACUCGUGAUCAACUGAGGCAAGAAUGUGAAAGGUGAUAUAUGUGAAUAUAUAUUUUUUCGUCGUUGAAAAUUUCAUUCGAAUUGACGUUAUGAAUAAUACUCUCAAUGACACUGAUGUUUCAUUAAACUUUGGUGUUUCGAUCGUGCCCAGUUAAAACUUAUUAUAAGGACAAAUGGAAGAAAGAAUAAAAAAUAUAACAAAAUAAUAAUUAUAACAACAAUAAUAAUAAUUGUAACGAAUAAGUUUUCAAUGAAGCGGAGAUUUUUUAAAGUGUCAGAAUAUCUCGGUCGUCGGGGCCGAGAGAAAGAGGGGGAGAGAGAACAGUGAGAUCUCAAGUCAAAUGACGGAUUAGAUUGUAAAUAAAAUAAUGACUAUCCAAGGACCACGAAUAUGAAAAAAAUUUUAAAAUAACAAAAAAAAUGAACGUACACCGUUUCUACUUCUCCUACUCCAACUAAACAGACUGACUAUAUACGUUUUUCGAUGAUUUGUAUUAUCGUAAUAAUAUAACGUAGUGUUUGAUGGAAAAACUAAACCGAAAAGAUCAUACUAUCUGAAAAUAAAAUGACUAAAAUCCACUGAAAAACGUUGAAAGAACCGCAUGUGAAAUUUGUGAAAUGGAAAAAUACAAAAUAAAUAUAAAUGUAAAUAUA
Messenger RNA from Venturia canescens, 8009 nucleotides. It is a transcript of the gene Lap1, whose product is annotated as leucine rich repeat containing protein 7 lap1. Bases 838 to 4008 code for a protein of 1056 amino acids. The record is from RefSeq and is a predicted model, not a curated record. Gene Ontology annotation, biological process: cell-cell adhesion; embryo development; neurotransmitter receptor transport, endosome to postsynaptic membrane. Gene Ontology annotation, cellular component: postsynaptic density; basolateral plasma membrane; adherens junction. Lineage: Eukaryota; Metazoa; Arthropoda; Insecta; Hymenoptera; Ichneumonidae. Gene Ontology annotation, molecular function: protein binding. The transcript is spliced from 11 exons.